AUGCGUAAAAGCGAAUUCUUUAGGGCGGUUAGUAACCGUUCCGCCGCUUUCGGGGUUGCUGGCGCUGCCAGCAACCGCGCCGUAAACGCGCUUGCGCGCGAACAUACGUCCGGUAGCGAGCCGGAAGCGAAAAGUUUGAAUUUAAUGUUAAAUUUGCUGUAUUUAAUGGCGUUUUCCCGUUGCGAGGUUGGGGAGGCAAAAGCGGUUAAAUUAAUGCUGUUGCUAAGUAUAUGCAAAUGGGGGAAAACCUUUUGGGUUGGGCUUAAGGAGGAAAAACCUUAUGCUUGCGUUCCCGCCUUUCUGGCGGGUAGUGACCCUGCCAAGCACGUAAAGGGUGCAUUCGAAAUCGGAUUAGUGGUGGUAGCGAACGGGUGCAAGGCGGUGGCGCCAAGUUAUCGGUGUCGGCGUUGUAAGUAUUGGUUGAUUUGGCUUAUCGGCCCUUAUCGGUUUCGAUCCUGGCAAGCCAAGGGCUUAAAAACAAAAAGUCCUGUGGUUUCGACGGGAUUCGAACCCGUGGUCCUGGCGGGACCGGCCUGGUGCAAAGCCACUGCACCACGAGGCCACGCGCCGCCAAAAAUUAAGAGCGAAAAAAGUAACGACUGGAAUAACGAAAAAGAAAAAGCGAAAAAAAGAUAUGAGCUGGAUAAAUAG
Gaeumannomyces tritici R3-111a-1 is the source of this 651-nucleotide messenger RNA. RefSeq lists its product as hypothetical. The transcript is spliced from 5 exons. The record is from RefSeq and is a predicted model, not a curated record. NCBI's taxonomy places the organism in Eukaryota, Fungi, Ascomycota, Sordariomycetes, Magnaporthales, Magnaporthaceae. Bases 1 to 651 code for a protein of 216 amino acids.